Molecule: messenger RNA, 804 nt
Organism: Penicillium salamii
Lineage: Eukaryota; Fungi; Ascomycota; Eurotiomycetes; Eurotiales; Aspergillaceae
Source: the annotation of a GenBank genome assembly
AUGUCGCCUCGUUUACAGGACAAAGUCGCAAUCGUAACCGGCUCAUCCUCUGGGCUCGGUAGAGCGAUUGCUGUGCGUUACGCAAAAGAAGGCGCAAAGGUAGUCUGUGCUGACCUGACACCAACUGCCCGGUCUGAAGAAGAAGCCGUCAUUACAACACAUGAAUUGAUUUUGAGGAAUGGAGGAAGUGCUAUUUUCGUGCCAACCGAUGUUGGCAAUGCGACGCAGGUUGAAAACCUGGUGACGGCGGCUGUUCAGGCAUAUGGAAGACUUGAUAUUCUAGUCAACAAUGCAGGAAUCAGUAUCGAGGCACGAACCCCAGCCGUGCUUCACUUGACGGAUGAGUCGACAUGGGACACAACGAUGCGCGUCAAUGUCAAGUCUGUGUUCCUCGGUUGCAAGUACGCGCUUGCGCAGAUGCUGGCCCAAGAGCCACAUUCCUCCGGGGAUCGAGGAUGGAUCAUUAACAUCUCGUCAAUUAUGGGAAUGAUUGGGGGUCCGGAGAAUCCAUCUUAUUGUGCGUCAAAGGGGGCUGUAAGCCAACUGACGCGGCAAAUGGCUCUAGAUUAUGCACCGCAUAAGAUCCAUUCAAAUGCAAUUUGCCCUGGAUAUACCCAAACAGCCAUUUUCAAGGAGACGACGAGUUAUUGUACUCCUUGGGACGAUCUCAACCGUCGGCAUCCACUCAAAGGUCCGGGAUUUCCUGAUGAUAUUGCCAAAAUGGCGGUUGUGCUGGCAAGUGACGAUGCCAGUUGGGUGACGGGGGUUUGUUUACCUGUAGAUGGAGGCUAUACUGCUCGAUAA